Molecule: messenger RNA, 3766 nt
Organism: Xyrauchen texanus (razorback sucker)
Lineage: Eukaryota; Metazoa; Chordata; Actinopteri; Cypriniformes; Catostomidae
Product: nuclear factor 1 X-type-like
Exons: 14
Coding region: 1136-2803 (555 amino acids)
Biological process (GO): regulation of transcription by RNA polymerase II
Cellular component (GO): nucleus
Molecular function (GO): DNA-binding transcription factor activity, RNA polymerase II-specific; RNA polymerase II cis-regulatory region sequence-specific DNA binding
Source: RefSeq, a predicted model, not a curated record
GUCAGUGCAUGAAAUACAAUGUACAUAAGCAUAUUUCAUGCAUAUAUUCAAUGCAUGAAAUAUGCCUUGAAAAUAACAAGAGUAUUCUGGUCUUAACAGUGUAACAAUUAUUAUUAUUAUUUUUUAAAUAUAUAUCAUAUAUAGGCCUAUAUAAUAAUAAUGAUCUCAGCAUAUCUCUCUCUCCCUGUGCGUCUCUCUUUCUGUCCCUUUCUCUCGACACCCUCCCUCAUGUUAUUGCCGGUGAACGGGAUAAUCCCUUGCCGUCCCUGCUUCACUCCAAGCCCGUAUUUAAUUCCCUUAACCCCCAGCUGCCGUUCUGGUCCCUCUGUGAACACAACAGACUGUGAAGCGCUCCCGGUUAUUAAUAAUUCACCACACACUCCACGUCCACAGAUCAACCCGACCGUUUCUGCGCGGGCCAGACAAGGGUAGCGCGUUUAUUUUGGCAACUAACUCUUCAACAGGCUUCUUACAUUCAUUAAUGCCUUAUUUCAAACGUCAGCGCGUCGCCGCGACUCAUUUUGGCAACACAAAAGCCCGUGUUCCUCUUACGCAUCGCUUAUGAUUUCGCAAUAUCCACUUUGCCCCAAAAUGACGUCCUCUCCAUAAUAAUUGAUCGUGUAAUCCAUGCACCGAGGAGGAGGAGGAGGUCAUGAAGAUCACCGUGAGGAGGUCUCCAGUGGGAUGGAUGGAGAAUGAGCACCAGUUCAUCUAGAGUCCUUGUGCUGCAACAGCUAAUCUGAAACUACGUAGGCAGAAAGUUGCGGUCGGUGGCGCACGGCGCGAUCUCGGCUGAAGCCGCUGGAGAGACACCGUACACGGAGGGACGGUUCUACCGAACUCGUUCUGGCCUAAAGGCUUUCACAAAGACAUUGUAUUACCUGCUAGAAGACGGAAACGCGCCUUCACGCGUAAUUAGGGGAUUCCGGCCAAUGUACAGUUCCCGUGCGUAAAAGUUGGUGAUUUGUUUUGCGCGAUUAACGGGCCCGUCCCGCAAUUCGGUUCUUCAGCUUCCGGUAUCAACGAAGUUUCCUCUCCCACCACACUCUCUUUUUUUUCUCUCGGGGGAAAGUUUUUUUUUUCUGAAGGAGUAAAAUGGGUCUUUGAGACUGUUGGCAAUAUUCCCCGCUCCACAAUGGCCACGGAACCGUUCCUGGUGAAUGAAGACCUGUCCAGAGGUCCUGGAAUACCAGAGUGCUUCGUAGUAUCUGAUUCCUACAGGGAUGAAUUUCACCCCUUCAUCGAGGCUUUACUGCCACAUGUCCGCGCCUUCUCCUACACCUGGUUCAACCUGCAGGCCCGCAAGCGCAAGUACUUCAAGAAGCACGAGAAGCGCAUGACAAAGGACGAGGAGCGCGCCGUCAAAGAUGAACUGCUGGGCGAGAAGCCCGAGAUCAAGCAGAAGUGGGCGUCCCGACUGCUCGCCAAGCUCCGCAAAGACAUCCGCCCGGAGUUCCGCGAGGAUUUCGUGCUCACCAUCACAGGAAAGAAGCCGCCGUGUUGCGUGCUGUCCAACCCCGACCAGAAGGGCAAGAUCCGCCGCAUCGACUGCCUGCGGCAGGCGGACAAAGUCUGGCGUUUGGACCUGGUCAUGGUGAUUCUCUUCAAAGGAAGUCCGCUGGAGAGCACGGACGGAGAGAGACUGGUCAAAUCCCCGCAAUGUUCCAAUCACGGCCUGUGCGUACAGCCGCAUCACAUCGGCGUGUCCGUGAAGGAACUGGACCUGUACCUGGCCUACUUCGUCCAAACUCCAGAAUCUGGACAAUCAGACAACUCAAACCAACAAGGAGAAGCAGAUAUCAAGCCUCCGCCCAAUGGGCAUUUGAGUUUCCAGGACUGUUUCGUGACGUCAGGUGUGUGGAACGUGGCUGAGCUUGUCCGUGUGUCACAGACCCCAGUUGCUACAGCAACCGGACCCAACUUCUCUCUGGCCGACCUCGACAGUCCAUAUUACAACAUCAACCUGGGUCGCCGCUCCAUCACGUCCACACCAUCGACCAGGACUGAGAUGGAGUUGUAUGCCAGUCUCCCGCGGAGCUCCAACAAGCGUAAAUCCAUUGAUGACAGUGAAAUGGAGAGCCCGGUGGAUGAAGUCUUCUAUUCGGGUCGUUCUCCAGCACCAGGAGCGUCUCAGCCCAGCGGCUGGCCCAAUGAUGUUGAUGCAGUGCAACACCAUUUGGCCAGUAUGCAGGAGAGGAAGAUAAAACAUGAAAAUGAUGGCGUGCAGUUUCCUUACCAUGGGCUCUCGUCGCCUGGUUCUCUUAAGAAGCCGGGGAAAUUCGAUUUCAGCACUCUGUCCGGCCAUUCGAGGUCUGCCCGCAUGCCGUACACCCAUCACCCGCUGCCCAUGCUGGCAGGUGUGAGACCAGCAGGAAGUCCUCGUGCCUCAGCUUCUUCCCUUCACUUCCCCUCGCCAUCCAUCAUUCAGCAGUCCAGUCCGUAUUUCACUCACCCCACGAUCAGAUACCACCACCACCCAGGCCAGGACCCGCUCAAGGAGUUUGUCCAGUUUGUGUGUGCCGACGGAUCAGGACAGGCUAGCGGCCAGCCAAACGGGAGCGGCCAGAGCAAAAUGCCGGGCUCCUUCUUACUGCCUCCACCCCCCCCUGUGGCACGUCCAGUGCCCCUCCCAUUGCCAGACUCUAAAACCAGCAGCACGCCCCCUGAUGGUGGACUCACCUCACCCACAUCUCCGUCAUACUCCUCGCCAGGCUCCACAGCUCCCAACAGGUUUGUCAGCAUCGGAUCACGGGACAGCAACUUUCUGAACAUACCCCAGCAGACGCAGUCAUGGUUCCUUUGACGAGGUCCUGUCUGCAACAAGUCGACACCAUUUGAAAAAAAAAAAAAAAAAAACAUCCUAUUUGAAAAUCCCCCCGAUGUUCUUCUGACAUCAAACAAACCCUAAGAAACCUUAGCAGAAUAUUACCGGGAAACGUUCAGUCCUGUAUUUCCCAAUCGUCAGACACCCUUCAACUCCACCCCACCAGCCUCUGUUAAAAACUUCAGGAUCACAGGGAUGUUUCUCUCAAGAAUCGCCAGAAUGCAAAUGGCAACGGAGGAAGAACUUGAUGAACAGAGACAGAAAAUGUAACUAGGAACGAGGAUGUAGUGUACAAUGGCGGGGAUUAUCAACAGUAUCAGUGUUGAGGAUUCACAAACAACAAAAACGCAGGAUUUUUGGGAAGUAACUAACCCAUUUUUUGUUUUUAACACUUCAACAUGCUGAUUUUAAGCAUGGAGAAAACACUAAAAAUGUUAUUUCGUAUUCUAAAAGACCUCCAAGCCCCACACAUUUAGCAUUUUUAAAUCCGCAUUGUUCCCUUUUAGCAUUUGCAACCAAUUUAAGAUAAAUGACUAAGCUAAAAAUGUAUACAGGAAAUAAAACAUAGGUAUUGCACUACAAAAAUGUCAAAGAACACUAGUUUGAUGUGCACUAUUAAAAAUGGGAUGGACGGCGAACAUAAUUUGCACAUUUAUUUCAGAGAAAAACGACACUGACACACACUAAAGCUAGCCUGAAAGUCUCAAAGGCACCCCAUCAAAGGCACGAAUAGAAAUGGAUUGAUCAAACAAAUUAAAGUCCAGUUCAGGCCCAUUCACCCACAGUGCCAACUGCACAUCACAAGAGUUUAGUUAGUACCCCUAUAGGACGGGUAAUGCCAACAACACACAUUUACAUCCUGUCUGCAUGUCCAAGCUACAAUUUUGAAAUCGUAUUUGAUUAUUGAAUAUUUAUUUGGGGGGGGAUUUUUACAUUUAGGAA